Molecule: messenger RNA, 657 nt
Organism: Chenopodium quinoa (quinoa)
Lineage: Eukaryota; Viridiplantae; Streptophyta; Magnoliopsida; Caryophyllales; Amaranthaceae
Exons: 2
Coding region: 1-657 (218 amino acids)
Source: RefSeq, a predicted model, not a curated record
AUGGCCUAUUCAUCAAAGCUUCAUCCGGCUACUCUUGUCACAAACAUCAAGAAAUGUGUUCCUAUUGUUCUUGAUUAUGACGGUUCGCAGACGAUUUCCAAUGACUUACUCAAUUCCAUUAUCGAUUUGGAUGAUAAAGCGGUUGAUACUUGGAAUCAUUUGGAAAUUUUUUUCCACAAUAAUAAGUCGGCUAGGGCAUUACAAUUGGAUGCUCAAUUCACAAACACAAAGCUUGACCAAUUUGAUGGUGUCACACCUUAUUGCAUUCGUCUCAAAACCCUUGCCGAUAGUUUGAAGAAUGUAGGAGAUAAGGUCUCUGACAAUCGAAUGACUCUCCAACUGUUGAAUGGUCUCUCGACGGAGUAUAAACACUUUCGCACAUUCGUUCGUCAUCUUAACCCUCUGACAUCCUUUGAUACCCUACGAUCCAUGCUCGAAUUGGAGGAGCAAGGAAAUGCUAUAGAUGUUACAUCUGAACCACUUGAGGAGGCACACAUCUCUACUGCCUCACAAAACACCACCGAAACCCCACAAAAUUCUGCUCAAAACCAUGGGUCUAAAUCGAUUGGUGGUGGCUGGAAGUCAAGCAAGGGCAAAGGUGGAGGAAAAGGCAAGGGUGGCGGCUCAGGGAAGCAGAAACAACAGCAGCAGCCAUGA